This is a messenger RNA of Nilaparvata lugens (brown planthopper), 1398 nucleotides long. RefSeq names its product craniofacial development protein 2-like. Bases 1 to 1398 code for a protein of 465 amino acids. The record is from RefSeq and is a predicted model, not a curated record. Gene Ontology annotation, biological process: chromatin remodeling. Gene Ontology annotation, molecular function: catalytic activity. Gene Ontology annotation, cellular component: nucleus. The transcript has a single exon. Lineage: Eukaryota; Metazoa; Arthropoda; Insecta; Hemiptera; Delphacidae.
AUGAAUAGUACAACCAGUAGAGCGAUUACCAGGGCUAGGGCAUCCCCCAUAAGCGAUGAGACUGCGAUUCCCAGAGCUAGGACAUACCCCGUAAGCGAUGAACCUCAGGAUGGAGAAAAUGCUAGGGCGUUCCCCAGAAGCGACGAAAAUGUCAUUAGAGCACCACCGCAAGCACCUAGAAUGCGAAUUUCAACAUGGAAUGUCGGCUCAAUGACUGGACGCAGCACCGAAUUGGGCAAAGUACUACAACAUAGACGUAUUAAUAUCUGUUGUGUUCAGGAGACGAAAUGGAAGGGGUCCAAAUCUCGAAACAUUGGCUGUGGCUACAAACUUAUCUAUCAUGGAACAAGAGCACAUAAUGGAGUUGGAAUUGUUAUGGAUAGAGAUCUGCAGGAGAGAAUAGUAGAGGUGAAAAGAGUCAGUGAAAGACUCAUGUCUAUCAAAUUUGCUCUGGACAAUCAACCCUGUAUGAAUGUCAUAAGUGCUUAUGCACCACAAGCAGGAUGUGCAAAUGCUGGAAAAGACAUAUUUUGGGAAGAAGUUAACGAUCUCCUGUAUUCCAUUCCUCCAACUGAAUUGAAAUAUGUCUGUGGGGACCUGAAUGGGCAUGUAGGACAAAAUACAACUGUUUAUAACAGUAUACAUGGUAACUUUGGCUAUGGAACUACAAAUGUGGAAGGCGAAAAUAUACUCGAGUUUGCAUCAGCACAUGAUCUGGCUAUAAUAAAUACAUUUUUUGCCAAGCAACAAGAACACCUUAUAACAUACAAGAGUGGAAAUGCUUCAUCACAGAUUGACUUCAUACUUGCAAAUAGGGAUAGACUGAAAACAUUUAAAGACUGUAAAGUGAUACCUGGAGAACCUCUUAUCUCCCAACACCGAAUCCUAGUGGCAGAAUUUCUCUUACCACAUCCAAUCAGGAUGAAGAAGGAAAGGAUUCAAAGAAUACGCUGGAAAAGGCUGAAUGAGCAGGAUGGUGGCGAAUUUUCCUUAAAAAUUGAGCGGUACCUCCACUCAGAGAUCCCAGAUGAAAGAGUUAGUCUUAUUUGGAGAAAAUUUCAAAAAUUUUGUAUUGAUACUGCUAAACAACAUCUUGGAGUGUCAAAAGGUAUUGUACAGAAUGGCAAGGAUACUAGCUGGUGGAAUCCAGAAAUAGAUACCAUUUUGAAGGAGAAAAAACGUCUCUUUAAACAAUGGCUGUGCAGCAAAACACCAGAAGAUAGAGAAAGGUGCAAGCUUGAGUAUGCUAUAGCCAAGAAAGCGGCAAAAAGAGUGGUGGCACAGGUGAAGGCGCUUUCAAACGAGAACUUCUAUGCAAAGAUUGAGACAACUAAAGAAGCUCAAAAAAUAUUCAAAAUUGCCAAACAGAGACAUAACAACUGUCUAACAGGAUAUUAA